Molecule: messenger RNA, 1412 nt
Organism: Galeopterus variegatus (Sunda flying lemur)
Lineage: Eukaryota; Metazoa; Chordata; Mammalia; Dermoptera; Cynocephalidae
Gene: PMP2
Product: peripheral myelin protein 2
Exons: 4
Coding region: 68-466 (132 amino acids)
Biological process (GO): membrane organization; fatty acid transport
Cellular component (GO): nucleus; cytosol; myelin sheath
Molecular function (GO): fatty acid binding
Source: RefSeq, a predicted model, not a curated record
GGCCUCGGCAUCUCAUCUGGGUCUCCUGAAUCCCACCUAGAUCUGUGGUGAACUCUCAUCUAUCACAAUGAGCAAAAAAUUCCUGGGCACCUGGAAACUCGUCUCCAGUGAGCACUUUGAUGAUUACAUGAAAGCUCUGGGUGUGGGGUUAGCCACCAGAAAACUGGGAAAUUUGGCCAAACCCAGAGUGAUCAUCAGCAAGAAAGGGGAUAUUAUAACAAUACGAACUGAAAGUACCUUUAAAAAUACAGAAAUCUCCUUCAGGCUAGGCCAGGAAUUUGAAGAAACCACAGCUGACAAUAGGAAAACCAAGAGCAUUGUAACCCUGGAGAGAGGCUCAUUGAAUCAAGUGCAGAAAUGGGAUGGCAAAGAGACAACCAUAAAGAGGAAGUUGGUGGAUGGAAAAAUGGUAGUGGAAUGUAAGAUGAAGGGCGUGGUCUGCACCAGAAUCUAUGAGAAACUCUGAGAAAAUCAUUUCCUCAUUGGAGUGCUAUUCGAUCAUUUCAUGUUAGAAAUCAAUUUCUUCAAUUGGCAAGAUCUGACAACACUGCAGUUUGCUUGUUUGUUUGUUUUUGGUUUUGUUUUUAUGUCAGAUAGGCAAAGGCCUAAACUGAGGAUUAAUCUAAAAUUUAGUGUUAUCUAAACAUUUUCCAUUUGCGUGCAGGUCUUUCCUACAUUAAACGAUAUAUGUAUAUUGAUCAGAUCUAAAACAGUUGAUAAUGUCAUUUAAUUAACUGUGAAAUUCUAACCUAUGUUCUACUUUGUAUAUUUGAAAUAAUAAUAAGAAGGAAAGAAUUGGUUAAUGAAAGGAAGUAAAAGUAUUGAUCAGGGGCAGCAAAUUCAAAUGCCUUCAGGGGCCAGAAGAUUUAUGAGGAAGGAAGAUCAGAAAUGAGGCAAUUCAGGAGACAACACAGUUUUCAAUCAAGGAGUUCUAGUCUCAGCUAAAAGGGGCAAUCUUUACUCUACUCCAGCCAAUUUUUAAAAUUGAGGGGUAUUUUAUAGACAGUGAAAUGCACUAAUUUUAAGGGUAGAGUUCAAUCUGUUGUGACAAGUGCAUGCAUCCAUAUAACUUACACCUGAUAAAGAUACAAAACAUUUCCUUAAUCCCAGAAAGUUUUUCCAUGCCCCUUCCCAGUCAAUGUCCUGCCCUAACCCACCCCUACCAAAAGCCAGUAGCGAUUUGGUUUCUAUCACCAUAGAUUAGUUUUGCCCUUUUUAAAUUCAGCACAAUGUUUUUGAGAUUCAUCCAUUCUGUUACAUACAGCAGUAGUGUGUUCCUUUUCAAUGCUGAGCAAUAUUCAUUGUAGGAAUAUAGCACAGUUUAUUUAUCCAUUAUUUUGCUAACACAACUGGGCUGUUUUUAAUUUUUUGCUACUAUGAAUAAAACUGCUACAAACAUUCUUGCACAAGAC